AUGUCUUCUGCCUAUAAAAGAAAAGAAUCCGUCACGUCGGAGCUACGAAAAAUAAUAUCCACGACAUAUUCGAACCACCUGUAUCAAGUGUUAUUUCGAGCCGUGAACAUCCCCAUAGACGUAUGUGAAAGUUUGAUUUAUCGUUUCUUGGUAAUUAGGCAAUCGCUAAGAACUUCACUGACAAUAGCAAUUGCAAAGUCUGCUAAACGAAAUCAACAAAAGAAGUUAACUCGAUACGCCUAUAAGGUUCUGGCGAAUCAGGGAAAAGAAGCGACUAUUAUCCCCAGUAACGAUAAAGACAUCCAAAAUAAUGAAGCACCUACUGUUAAUCCUAAUAUUCAUGAUAAUACAGAUAAUCAGAAAAAACAUGAAAAAGCAGAGAUAUUCUACAAUCCAGAAAAGCACAAAACACAAAUAGAGACACGGAAAUCUACGAAAAAAGAUACUGUUAAUUAUAUCCGAACACAGUGGGUUUCUGAGAAUUUUGUCGCUGAGGAUCUUAAAUCAACCAAUUUAUCCCAGCCUUCCACAGUAGUCAGUCCGAAGUCUACAUUCAUCGAAAAAUUCUUAGAAAAAAGACGCGAAAAGCGAAUUGCAAAUCAAAUUCCUAUUGAUGGCAUCUCUUCGAUACCAGAAAAAUAUAUGAAGUUAUUGGAGGUAGAGAUAUUUCGCGAACCCAAUGUCUUAGAAUCAAUACCUCAAGAUUUAUGGAAUGAGUUUGGACAAUGGGCAUGUUUUAAUAAGGUUCCUUAUUUUAGAAAAAAAUUCCGGUAUCAUUCUCGACGUCUGUGGUCUAAAAUAAGACAUGCGUACGAUCAACAUACGAAGAAUCAGAAGCUCUUAGAAGAUCACGAAAUUCCAGAAAUGUUCCAGCGAGACCCUUUAUCUGCGAGAGUUGCGCAAUCUGCGGUGGAUGAUUAUUAUGAGCACACUCGCAAACAUGUCAGUCAUCAGAGUAACCAGUUUAUCAAUAACCUGGCAGAACAAUUCGGUUGUUUGACGGAUAGCAAUAUAGAGCCUUACGUUACGGCAAGCACGGCAUCCAACCAUUCCCAGGACCAUCAGAGUUGCGUGAAUAAAUUGAUGCGAGAACUUCAACCAUUAUCAGACGCAGUUAACGAUUAUCUUGGUGUUUCUUAUCCAGCGUUGUAUGCUAAGAUGAAAAAACUUAAUCUAGGUUCCAAUGUUCCUAAAUGUUUUGGUGCCUUCCCAACAGUCGGUAUUAACUUUAACUCUAUUUGCCAGUUCCAUCGGGAUCUGAAAGAUCAUAGUAAUACGCUUUGUGUUGUUUGUCCUCUGGGUGUGUUCGAAGGUGGACAACUGGCAUUUCCCGAGUUAAAAUUUGCGAUUAAUGCUAAACAAGGGCAGGCGAUAGCUUUCCGAUCACAUCUUUUAAUUCAUGGGAACCUUCCAAUAACGGCUGGGUCAAGGCAUAGCGUUGUCUUCUAUAUACACGAUAUCGUUAUAAAGCAAAAACGAAAAUUUGCUUCUCUUUUUGAUGAUGGGGAUUUAGAUGCGCUGGAGAUUCUAGAUAACACUUGUUCAAUCGACGAUGACGUUAUAAAACAUGACAAGAAACUGCAGAAAUGCUCCCCUCCUAAAUUAGCUCCCCGGAAUUCCUCAAGAUUAAAAAAUCAUCGGCGGAGUCAUCUUGAUUUGGAACCCGCAAGAAGAGGCUUACCGGCGCAGUAUAGGAAAUAA
Paraglomus brasilianum is the source of this 1701-nucleotide messenger RNA. The record is from the annotation of a GenBank genome assembly. Lineage: Eukaryota; Fungi; Glomeromycota; Glomeromycetes; Paraglomerales; Paraglomeraceae.